Messenger RNA from Teleopsis dalmanni, 667 nucleotides. It is a transcript of the gene Ppcdc, whose product is annotated as phosphopantothenoylcysteine decarboxylase. The transcript is spliced from 3 exons. Gene Ontology annotation, molecular function: FMN binding; phosphopantothenoylcysteine decarboxylase activity. The record is from RefSeq and is a predicted model, not a curated record. The coding region runs from base 26 to 595 and encodes 189 amino acids. Gene Ontology annotation, cellular component: phosphopantothenoylcysteine decarboxylase complex. Lineage: Eukaryota; Metazoa; Arthropoda; Insecta; Diptera; Diopsidae. Gene Ontology annotation, biological process: coenzyme A biosynthetic process.
ACAUUUCUUUUUAUAAUUAUUUAAAAUGAAACCAAAAAAAAAUCUUUUAAUAGCUUGUACAGGUAGCGUGGCCACAAUAAAGUUACCAUUAUUAAUAGAAAAAUUACGUGAAUCCAACAUACCAAUACAUUUUAAUAUAAGCAUUGUUGUGACAGAGCAUGCCAAACAUUUUAUCGAUAAUACAACCAUUCCGUUGGAUGUAAUUGUGUAUGAUGAUCAAAAAGAAUGGAGUGCUUGGAAUAAAAGGGGAGAUCCUGUUGUACAUAUUGAUUUAGGAAAAUGGGCAGAUAUUAUGGUUAUAGCUCCACUGAGCGCUAAUUCUAUGGCCAAAAUUGUCUCUGGCAUUUGUGACAACUUACUAAUGUGCGUAGUACGCGCUUGGGAUUUUGAGAAACCACUAUACUUCUGCCCUGCUAUGAACACGCGUAUGUACGAUCAUCCAUUAACAAAUGAACAGCUAGGUAAACUUAAGAAUUGGGGAUAUUUAGAAAUACCUGCUAUAUCAAAAACUCUGAUGUGUGGUGAUACUGGAAAUGGUGCUAUGGCUGAAGUACAAACCAUUGUGGACACUAUUUUAAAACAUUUUAAAAAUUGAGAAACAGUUCAUUCAAUUAAUACGUAUAAAAUAUUUUUAGUUAAAAUGUAUUAAUAAAGAAGAAAAAUAAAA